Dichomitus squalens LYAD-421 SS1 is the source of this 963-nucleotide messenger RNA. RefSeq lists its product as uncharacterized. The transcript has 2 exons. Bases 1 to 963 code for a protein of 320 amino acids. Lineage: Eukaryota; Fungi; Basidiomycota; Agaricomycetes; Polyporales; Polyporaceae. The record is from RefSeq and is a predicted model, not a curated record.
AUGUCCUGCUUUGGAGUAUAUUCUGGGUCAGAAGAGGUCAGCCCUUCUUCACAGAAUGGACACAUCGCCCAAGAUACCAGACUUACGCGCAUCGCUUAUAGUCGUACUACCUCAGCCGCGUUGGCCCGCCCGCGUAAUUUGAUCCUUAACGGCCGCCUCAUUGAGGUCCCGCAGGAACCCAAUCGCGAGCACAUUCCUUACAUCGCGGUCUCUUAUACCUGGGAUCCUGAUCCCGAGCUCGUCAAAUGGGAAGGCCGUCGCGUGACGACCCAGGCGCUCGCCCUCGCCACCCGCCUGACGCGGUACACAUCGUACACCAUCUGGAUCGACGCGAUUUGCAUCCAUCAAGACGACCAGAAGGCAAAAGAGGAAGAGCUCCCGAAGAUGGCGGAUAUCUAUCGAGGUGCAGAGUCUGUGGUGAGUAUCAUAUCCGGCGUCGACGACCGCACGUGCGAGGCCGUCAAACGCGGCGUGGAAAUCAUGGAGACAGAGGCAUACAGAGACCUUGUCGACGUCGGAGACAUCCAUGGGUGCUUCCAGUUUGCGACGGGCGGAGGCAAUCCCGCUUUCGCGGCGAUGUUUCAGCACAGGUGGUGGGAACACGCGUGGACGUUCCAAGAGGCCACGCUCAACCCCCGUACUUUCCUCGUCGGAGACGCAGGACAUAUAGUGCCUAUGGACGAUAUACUGAAGAUAGUUCCUGCCAUUCGCUUGAAGGCCGCCUCGGUUUCUGGGCCGGAUGGCCUAACACUCACGUUUGGUCGCCCGUCAUCCUUCUGGGACUCCGUGUCAGCGAUGACCGCUGCAACUACAAGAGCGUUGACGCUUGGGGAGGCAAUCGGUUGCGUCUGGCGUCGCAAUGCCUCGUGCCAUCGUACGACAGGCCAUUCAACCUCGUCGUCCGAGACCUCUUCGAAGCUGCCGUUGCAAUCGGAGACCAUCAGGAAAAACCGCGUUCGCUAA